AUGACGUCGCAACCCGAUCCCUACGCGCUGCUUGCGCAGCUGCAGCUCCUCGCCGCGGAUCCCAAAUCCUUCUUCGCCGACGAUGCCCAGAAACGCGCGUUCCAGACGCUGGCCCGCCAGGCCGCCGCCGCAGUCGAGGAGCCCUUCGAAACCAUGCAGCGCCUGGUGUACGGCCCGCUCCCGCUGGUGACGGCGCGCAUAGCACAGGACCGGGGCAUCUUCCGCGCGCUUGCGGACAGCGACGGCGGAGCACAGCUCGAUGAUAUCGCGAAAACCACGGGCCUGCCCGCGGGCGUCCUCGAGUCGCUCCUCGACUACCUCUGCACGCAGGACAUGGCCGCCGCCGCGCCCGGGGGCCUCUACACCGCCACGCCGCUGACCCACAUGCUGCUGGCGCCCCUCUUCGCCGACGCCGUCACCCACUUCCACGACAACUGCGCCCCCGCCUUCCUCGCCCUAAACCAGGUCCUCAGCACCCCCGGCGCCAACAAAACAGCCUUCCAAACAGGCCACCACACGCCCGACGACUUCUACACGUGGAUGGAAACGCACCCCGUGCAGCAAGGCGCGUUCCACCGGUUCAUGGAAGCCCAGUUUGCCAGUCUGCCGUCGUGGCUGGACGUUGUGCCGUUCGCGGAGGUGGUGGCGGGCGCGGGGGAGGAGGAGGUUGUGUUUGUUGAUGUGGGGGGCGGGAACGGAUCGCAGUGCGCGGCGCUGCGGCGCGCGGUGCCGGAGCUGCGCGGGCGGAUGAUUCUGCAGGAUCGCAAGGCGGUGCUGGGGAGUGCGCUUGAGGUGCCGGGGGUGGAGAAGAUGGAGCAUGAUUUUAUGAGGGAGCAGCCUGUGCGCGACGCACGCGCCUACUACCUCCGCCAGAUCCUGCACAACCACCCGGACGACACCUGCAUCCACAUUCUGCAGAUGCACCUCCCCGCGCUGCUGAACCCGGCGAGUCGUCUGUACAUCGACGACAAGGUGCUUCCGGAUGUGAAGGCCGGUGCCUCUGCUUCUGAUCCCCCUGGCCCCUCUGUCUCCAGCCCCUCUAGCUCAGGCAAUGGUACUGGCUUAAACUCUGCAUCUGCCUCCGCCUCUGCCUCCGCCUCCAGCACCGAAUACACCGCCGCCCUCAGCCUAGCGAUGAAAGCCAUGUUCGACGCGCAGGAGCGGCGCGAGUCCCACUGGCGCUGGCUGGUGGACCAGGCGGGGAUGGAGGUUGUGGAGAUACGGCGGUUUAGCGAGUUUUUUGAUAGUGUGAUUGUGUUGAAGAGGAGAGUCCAGGAUCAGUGGCGGUAG
Boeremia exigua is the source of this 1290-nucleotide messenger RNA. Its product is annotated as putative sterigmatocystin 8-O-methyltransferase precursor. The coding region runs from base 1 to 1290 and encodes 429 amino acids. The transcript is spliced from 4 exons. Lineage: Eukaryota; Fungi; Ascomycota; Dothideomycetes; Pleosporales; Didymellaceae. The record is from RefSeq and is a predicted model, not a curated record. Gene Ontology annotation, molecular function: O-methyltransferase activity.